Argiope bruennichi is the source of this 1160-nucleotide messenger RNA. RefSeq names its product elongation of very long chain fatty acids protein AAEL008004-like. Gene Ontology annotation, molecular function: fatty acid elongase activity. NCBI's taxonomy places the organism in Eukaryota, Metazoa, Arthropoda, Arachnida, Araneae, Araneidae. The coding region runs from base 325 to 1113 and encodes 262 amino acids. The record is from RefSeq and is a predicted model, not a curated record. The transcript is spliced from 8 exons. Gene Ontology annotation, biological process: fatty acid elongation, polyunsaturated fatty acid; fatty acid elongation, saturated fatty acid; very long-chain fatty acid biosynthetic process. Gene Ontology annotation, cellular component: endoplasmic reticulum membrane.
UCAAAAUAUGCACCACUAUAAAAGACCCAUUAUUUAAAAGUUAUAUUGAGAAAUAACCCAUAAAAUGGACAAAAGACAAUUCUCCAGAUUCAUUUUAGGAUCAAAUAAAAGUGGCAUAUAUAUAAAGAUUAUCGAAUAAGCCUCUUAAUCACAAGUUUAAAGUGUUUGAAAAAUACCAGAUGUUUCCUAGUUACUAAGAGCUGAACAAAUGCAGAAUAUUAUUGCUGAAUUUGCUCUCAGACAGAAAGGUUGUUAUUUUUAUUCAAUAGCGUCAAAUUUCUGGAAAGGAGAGAUCAAAUAGUUAUAUUUUCGAUUUUUGCCAGUAUGAAUGACACCGCAGUUCCAGAUCCCGAAUAUCUCUUAAAAUAUGGAGAUCCCCGCAUGGAAAAGUAUCCGUUUAUGAAGGACCCUUCAACAACUUUUAUUCUGGUAGCAAUAUAUCUUUUAUUCGUCAAAGUGGUUGGUCCUCUCUGGAUGAGAAACCGUCCACCCUAUGAGUUCAGGAAUUUCAUGAUUGUUUACAACUUACUCACGAGUGCGCUUAAUGCUUGGGUAUUUUUCCACUUUGCGUAUCGCUGGAUAACGAAGUACAGUUGGCGCUGCGAACCUAUAGACUUUUCUCACAAUGAAGACGCCUUAAAGAUGGUUCUAGUAUGCUGGUUGUUCUUUGCUUCCAAAUUCCUCGAAUUUGCUGAUACUAUCUUUGCAGUUCUUAGAAAAAAAAGUUCUCAAGUUUCCAAGCUUCAUGUAUUUCAUCACAGCAUUGCUCCCUCACUGAUAUGGUACGCAGUGAAGUUUGGACCAGGUGGCUACGGUACCAUACUCAUGAUGUUGAAUUCUUUUGUACACAUAUGGAUGUAUUUGUACUACGGUUUAGCCGCUGUGGGACCGAAAAUACAGAAGUAUCUGUUUUGGAAGAAAUAUGUGACCCUCCUGCAGCUGGCCCAGUUUGUAACUAGCAUAGUGUUCUGGAUUCAGGCCUACUUUUUCCCGCCUGCAGACUGCCCGGUGUCGACGUUCCUCUUUGGAAUCAACAUGUUCCUUUCCGUCACCUUCUUCAUUCUCUUUAUAAAUUUUUACAUGACAACUUAUAAGAAAAGAAAAGGAAAUUAAAAUCGAACAUAUUUCGUAAUUAACGAAAUUUGUACUUUGUAAAUAAA